This is a messenger RNA of Acanthochromis polyacanthus (spiny chromis), 1241 nucleotides long. Its product is annotated as probable N-acetyltransferase camello. Gene Ontology annotation, molecular function: N-acetyltransferase activity. The transcript has 2 exons. Bases 153 to 827 code for a protein of 224 amino acids. The record is from RefSeq and is a predicted model, not a curated record. NCBI's taxonomy places the organism in Eukaryota, Metazoa, Chordata, Actinopteri, Pomacentridae.
AGUUUUGCGCAGUUUUCCGAGCAGCCCUGAACGCACCAUAGAAUAGCUAAACGGAAGUUACGAGCGACAAGAAAUGAGACGACUUUCGCCGCAGGAAACUUUUUGAAGACUCGUUUCUCUAGAGUUUCGUUAACAUACAACAAAGCCGAGCCAUGACCAACAUUCAGAUCCGGAAGUAUCGAGACGAAGACGCUGAAAUCGUGAAGGAGAUCUUCGCGUUUGGGAUGAGCGAGCACGUCCCUUCGACCUUCACCCACAUUCUCAAACAGCCGCCCACCCAGAUGGUGCUCAUGUGCACGUUCUGCGCCCUCAUGGCCAGCUCAAAGUCCUUCCUGCUCCCUAUCCUGGCCGUCACCCUCCUCCUGGCCGGAGCCCGGCAGAUGGUUGUCCACAUGUUCAACAAAUACAUCGAGACGUCCUGCAAGAGCGACCUCCACAACAUCAGCGAGACGUACCUGAAGCAGAAGGACUCGUGUUUCUGGGUGGCGGAGAGCGACGGUCGUGUGGUCGGCACGGUGUGUUGCGUCCCCAAUGAGACGGCGGCGGGUUGCUUGGAGCUGAAGCGCAUGUCGGUGCGUCGCAGUUACCGCGGGAUGGGCAUCGCCAAGGCUCUGUGUCGGACUGUAGCUGAUUUCACCCGUGACCGAGGCUACGCUGCCGUCAUCCUGUACACAUCUGUGGUGCAAACAGAUGCUCAAAAGCUGUACGAGCACAUGGGCUACAAGAAGAUAAGAGAAUCUGUCGUUCCAGAGUUUUGGACCAAAAUAAUGAGCUUCACUGUGUUAGAGUACAGACUUGAUUUACAGCAGGACAGAAAAAGAGACUGAAAGGAACAUAAACACUGACAACAACCACAUUAGGGGAAUUAUUUACUGCUGUUUUCCUCUGAACAUCAACAUUGUGCGGGAAUAGAUGCACACGUUCUCCAAGAUCGUCUUCUUCCUGAUCCAGAACGCCGGGUUGCUCACCGGCUUCAUCAUCAUCCUGCUCAUCACCAUGUUUGUGAGUGACAUCAACCUGUGAUAGAAGAGACACAAACUGCAGUAAAAGGAGGUCCUGAGCUGCUUCUGUUUCUGCUCACACAGCCGAGCAGGAAAGGGAAUGUUUUGUACGAGCAAAAUCAAACAUUGAAAAGAGGAAAAAGACUUUUAUACUUUUGGAGUAUCGAUUUAGUGGAAUAUUUACUCCGUCAAAGCAAGUGAAAAAAUUAACACAAUAAAUUAUUUUUUUCAGUCUUCGUA